CAUGGACAGCGGGAGCCCGACCAGACGCCCCCGGCCCGGGCUCUGAGAGAGACGCCCCCGGGCCCGGAGGUCCCUCCCGGGCGGGUGGCCUCGCCCCCGACCGUGCUAUGAACAGUCCCAGCGUCCGCUUCUCCUCGAGGGUUUGCAAAUGAAAAUGGAGGAAAUGUCUUUGUCUGGCCUGGAUAACAGCAAGCUGGAGGCCUUCGCUCACGAGAUCUUCACGGACCUGGUGGAAGAUGCCUGCCUGGGGCUCUGCUUCGAGGUUCACCGGGCGGUCAAGUGCGGCUACUUCUUCCUGGACGACACGGACCCCGACAGCACGAAGGACUUUGAAAUUGUGGACCAGCCCGGGGUGGACAUCUUUGGGCAGGUGUACAACCAGUGGAAGAACAAGGAGUGCGUCUGCCCCAACUGCAGCCGCAGCAUCGCGGCUUCCCGCUUCGCCCCGCACCUGGAGAAAUGCCUGGGAAUGGGCCGCAACAGCAGUCGCAUUGCCAACCGUCGGAUCGCCAGCAGUAACAACAUGAACAAGUCCGAGAGCGACCAAGAGGACAACGACGACAUCAACGAUAACGACUGGUCGUACGGUUCGGAGAAGAAAGCCAAGAAGAGAAAAUCGGACAAGAACCCGAACUCGCCUCGCCGUUCCAAGUCUCUCAAACACAAAAACGGGGAGCUCAGCAGCAACUCUGACCCCUUCAAGUACAGCAGCUCGGCCGGGAUCAACUACGAGUCUCUGGGCCCCGAGGAGCUACGCUCUCUGCUUACCACUCAAUGCGGGGUGAUCUCCGAACACACUAAGAAGAUGUGCACAAGGUCCCUGCGUUGCCCCCAGCAUACGGACGAGCAGCGGCGGGCAGUCAGAGUCUACCAACUGGGCUCCUCCGCCUCGCUGCCCGAGGUGGAAGGCUCGGCGGAGAACAGCUUCGACGGGGCCGAGGGCCAGGCCCUGAUGAGCCGGCUGCAGUGGGACGGGCCCGCGGACCUCUCCCCGCCGGACUCUGCCUCCUCCAAGACCAGCACCAACAAUUCCGAGUCGCGCAAGAGCAAGAAGAAGAAGCCGCCGCUGAGCCUGGCGGGCCCGGCCCCGGGCCUCGGCUCCAGCAAAAAGAAGAAGCCCAAGCCGCCCGCGCCCCCGGCGCCCCCCACGCCCGGCAUCUACGACGACGUCAACUGAGCUGCGGCAUCUCCCGGGGCACCCCCGCGGUGCCCCCCGAGCCGGGGGGAGGCCCCGCCACCGGGCAGCGGCGCCCGAGGAGACGGAGGCCGGUCGCGGCGCCCGCAAGGACCCGCGGGGCCGGCCGGGAAGCCCCGUUUGGGGGGCGGCCCCGGCCGGAGGCUCCGUGGGUGGACGUGGGGGCCGGCGAGCCGGCGGUAGAGCGGCUCCGGUCACCCCCCACCCGCUCCGGUCCCCUCUCCCCCGGCCCCGAGGGAAGCCGGGGGUCUUCGGGCCCUGCCCGCGGCAGGCUGCCGGACGGAAGGGCCGGGCCAGUGCUCCUUGCCCCUCAGGCCGGGCUGGUGCCAAGGUGGAGAGGGGCUGGGGGGCACCCUAGCUGGCAUGGUGCUUCUUCGGUUUUUUUUUUUUUUACCUCAUCCCCCUCCUGGGGCGAGGGCUCCCUCUCGCUCCCAGGGUGGCUCCGGCUCCCCGGACCCCCGCCCCGCCGGCUGGCCAUUGCUCUGGCUGUUCUUACAUUAUUUAUUAUUCUGGUGUGGCGGCCGGGGGCCCCGGGCUGGGCGGCCUGGGCCAGCGGGGGACUGAACCAGGUGGCCUCGGCUUCCUCUGCCCUGCUGGGUGGGGGUGGGGGGCCGGGGUGGGCUCCCUCCUGUCUGCACGGGGCCCGAGCCGGGCAAAGGGGCGGCCGGACUGUGCCCCACCUUUCCCAGAGUCCCCAACGGGGGUUGUACUCGAAAGGACUGGCUCCUGGGGAGGGAGAGGAGGCCUUGUGGAUGCCCGCUCAGGCCACAAAACUUGCUUUUAACCUCCGACCGUGGCUGGGGAAAGGGUGGGGGUCAAUCCCUUAUUUCCCAUGUCCCGGUCCCGCUGCUUCCGGUCCAAAAGGCCACUUGGGAGCCCAGCGUCCCUCCCCCCCUCAAGGCUUCGGGAUCAGAAAGUGGAAGGGCUUAGAGCUGGUUUGCUCACCUUGACCCUUGGGCUUCCCGAGGCUGGGGGCCGGCAGAGCCCCCCCUCCACAAGCUGCUCCCAGCCCCCCACCCCCAGCUAGGUGUGCUGUUUCACCUUGUCCUAUCGUGACAUGUCUGAGCCAAGGGGGGCUGUGUGUCAUGUUUUCAAGGGUCACCUAGCCCCGGGUGUGGGGGGUGGCAGGAUGCAUGCCGGGACUGGGGGCGGGCGAUAGGCACGACGGGGCCGUGGGGUCUGGAAACUUUUUAUUUUUGCGUAUGUAAUCCAUCCCGUACAGGUAGCUAACUUUGUAAACGCUGUGUUAUGUCCCUCCCUCCCACCCCAAUAAACGCAUCUCCCGA
This is a messenger RNA of Tachyglossus aculeatus (Australian echidna), 2481 nucleotides long. RefSeq names its product ataxin 7 like 3 (gene ATXN7L3). The record is from RefSeq and is a predicted model, not a curated record. Gene Ontology annotation, cellular component: DUBm complex; SAGA complex. Gene Ontology annotation, biological process: positive regulation of DNA-templated transcription; regulation of transcription by RNA polymerase II. Bases 149 to 1177 code for a protein of 342 amino acids. The transcript has 13 exons. Lineage: Eukaryota; Metazoa; Chordata; Mammalia; Monotremata; Tachyglossidae. Gene Ontology annotation, molecular function: transcription coactivator activity.